Molecule: messenger RNA, 1818 nt
Organism: Capronia epimyces CBS 606.96
Lineage: Eukaryota; Fungi; Ascomycota; Eurotiomycetes; Chaetothyriales; Herpotrichiellaceae
Exons: 1
Coding region: 1-1818 (605 amino acids)
Cellular component (GO): nucleus
Molecular function (GO): protein heterodimerization activity; histone binding
Source: RefSeq, a predicted model, not a curated record
AUGGAGGAACCGUUUCGAAAAAGACCCCGCCUCUCGAUCUUCGCAGAUGAGCAAGCCGACACCGACCUCGACGCCGACCUCGGUGCGUUACGCUACAGAAACGACAAUCUCCUGAAAUUGCGCUUCGAGUCAAUCUUUGAGAAAUAUUCUCACGACUUCACCGGUGUAGGCGACGAAAUCGAUCUCGUUGGGGGGGAAAUCGUGGUCAACAAUGGGCACUUGGAAAGCAUGGAAGACGAAACAGACACUGGCGAGACCCACGACGAGGACGAGAAAGGGAAGUCGUUCUUGAGAGCAAUGACUGAGGCACCCGAUGGCGGAGACCCGUAUUCCAACCAGGAAGCCGACAAUGUGAUUACGAGCAUUGAAGGAAUCGCCGAGAACGCUGCCCUCUCUGACGACGAAUCCUCCGACUACGAACCCUCGGAUGAUGAACCCUCCGCCGAAAGCAGUGAAGAGGACCUUUUACCCCAAGCCAAAUCCCGUACCCCGUAUUUUACGCCUCCGGAUUCUCAAAAUCUGUCGCUUAAGAGGGCCGCGUCUCAGGCGAGCAGUAGCAGAGCAAGGUCUCAUGCGUACGAGUCCGAUAAUGACUCGCUCUUUGAGGUGCGGGAGCAACAGCGGUCAAACAGUCCUGAUUCUCUGUUUGAAGUAAGGGCCUCGACGGAGGCUUAUAUUAACGCCGCCCACCAGCCCUUAGACCCAGCAGGUCUAGGUGAUGAUGUGGACGAGAAGACUAUUCUCCAGAAAUAUGGACCUGAGAUUGGCCAGGAGGUUCUGGAGAUGUUGCGGAAGACCAGAAACAUGGCAGUUGAGGCCCACGUUGAGCCAGCCUGGCGUUUGCCUGCGGAUCUGGUCCCUGCGAAACCUCUAGUGUCGACGCGGUCGGCCUCGGGAUCGAAAACCCCCUCGAAGCCAUUGCUCUUAAGUCCGGGUCGCGGGGACAUGGCGUCUUCGAAGUAUAGAGGGUCUGUUUGGAGGGCGACUACGCGGCAGAUCACCCCACGCAUAAGACAGGAGUCGCAACAACGCCAUGUACGGAUACGCGAAGAGUCAGAGGAUCCUCUACAAGACGGAUUCUCUAGUGACCAUUUGGAACAGGCAGAGGAUGAGACGCAUUUAAAGACGGAAGAAGAUGAAGACACCGACGUAGUGGUGUGGAAGUCCAACCGACGCAACGGCCGAGGGAACGAUGAGCAAGUGGUUCAGAUGAAGAGGGGUAUUUGCUUCUAUUGCUCUCGUCAAUGGAAGACUAGGAAUUCGGUUUUCAAUCACUGGUCAUCGUUAGUGCAUAAGGCCGAGGAGACGGGAAUAUGGCCUGACGAUGUGCAUGAUAUGGUGUACAUUCGGGACUAUUGGUUGAGUGCGCCCAAUGCUGCCCGCGGACCCAGACUGGGGGUGGGUAACCUUAAGCGGCUGGUCGAGUUGCAUGAAGGAGCCGGUCAAUCCUUUGACGAGAUCGCCGAGUCUGGACUCAUGCGCAGCAAAAAGACAGCGUCGCAGCUGAAGGAGGUGUACGUCAAGUAUCGAAAGCCGCGCCGGGAAAAGAGGAAACGGCAGGCACGCGAAUGGUCAGAGUCGGAGUUGAGAACCCUGGACCAACUUUGCCAAAAUCCCAAGUCGGAAGUGUCGACAUUUCCUCGAGCGUUUGAAAAUUGCAGCGUGACCGAUGUUGUCGACAAGCUCGCCGAGAUCUGGUUGGCGGAAUUUUGUAGUUCAGGGGGGGAAAUAGCAAAGCGGUCGGAAAGUGUUGAAGAUGGGGGGGAGGCGGAGGCAGCGGGUAAAACGCCGGUGGUGCUUGUAAGCAGCAAAGGUUGA